Molecule: messenger RNA, 358 nt
Organism: Staurois parvus
Lineage: Eukaryota; Metazoa; Chordata; Amphibia; Anura; Ranidae
Source: the annotation of a GenBank genome assembly
AACUGCUGUAAUGGGCCAACAUUGGAUGCAGCUGGAUCGGCACCUCACCCAUCUGGACCCAGCACUCUUCUCAAUCUUGGGAAAGGCUGUUGUUCCAUAUGGAUAGAUUAUGGGAGCAAAGGAGGCUUUAUAAUGCACCACCUAAUUUAGAAGGUUUACAGGAGCUCCAACAGGCAGUCCUGCUUGUACUUGUUACUGCAGUCCGGGCUCAGACGGCAGCGCUGCAGGAUACUGCAGCACUGCAGCAAAACAAUGCACUGCUGCGUGAUAUCUGAGCCUUGUGUCAAGCAGGGCUUGAUCAAAAUGCACCAUUAAACAGCGGCUCACAACCCUUGUGUAGUCCUUGUUUGGAAUCAAU